Eimeria mitis is the source of this 3333-nucleotide messenger RNA. Its product is annotated as CMGC kinase, MAPK family (ERK) TgMAPK-1, putative. Gene Ontology annotation, molecular function: protein kinase activity; transcription cis-regulatory region binding; ATP binding. Gene Ontology annotation, cellular component: nucleus. The record is from RefSeq and is a predicted model, not a curated record. The coding region runs from base 1 to 3333 and encodes 1110 amino acids. The transcript is spliced from 8 exons. NCBI's taxonomy places the organism in Eukaryota, Apicomplexa, Conoidasida, Eucoccidiorida, Eimeriidae. Gene Ontology annotation, biological process: regulation of transcription by RNA polymerase II; protein phosphorylation.
AUGAAUAUACCACAGACGCACGGGGCCUCGCUGCGCCCCGCAACAAACGGUCUGCUGCCGCAAGCCAAUGGGGCCUCCCACAAGCAGUGCGAGCCCUGCUGCACACAGCAGCAGCAACAGCAGCAGCAGCAACAGCAGCAGCCGCAGCAGCAGCAGCAGCAGCAGCAACAGGAUCAGCCAGCUGCAGCAGCUGCAGCAGCAGAAGUAUCAAACACAACAGAAGCGCUGGCAACGGCCUCACAUACAAUCCACCCUUCAUCUUCUGUUGAGAAGGGGUGUAAUCCUCCCCAAGAAGCAGCAGGAGCAUCAACAGCAGCAUCAGCAGGAGCAUCAACAGCAGCAACAGCAGCAACAGCAGCAGCACCUUCUCCUGCAGCAGAAAGCAGCUACUGCUACGGCCCCUCAGGCCAGAAGGAGCGGCUGCGCCGCAUACAAAUCAGCGGCGACACCACCUGGGUCAUCCCGCAGCGUUUUCGCUAUCUAAAGAGAAUUGGUAGCGGUGCAUACGGCUGCGUGGCUUCUUUUGAGGUAUUGGGGGCUGGGGGUGCUCAGCGUGUGGCGGUGAAGAAGAUAGGGGAUUUGUUUCGGGAUUUAGUUGACGCCAAAAGAAUAUUAAGAGAAAUAAAAAUAUUAAAAGCUCUUAAACAUGAAAAUAUGAUUCAGUUGCUAGAAAUAUUAGACCCUCUUUCGCCAGGUAACGCAUGCAGCAGCAACCACAGCACCACUACCAGCAGCAGCAGCAGCAGCAGCAGCAGAAACAGUAGCAGUAGAAGCAGAGAAGCAGCAGUAGCAGCAGCAGCAGCAGCAGCAGUAGCAGCAGCAAACACCACAAAAGGGGUGAGCAGCCCCGCCACAGACACAGCCUCUCAGCAGCAGCAGCAGCAGCAGCAGCAGCAGCAGGAGCAGCAGCAGCAGCAGCAGCAACAGCAACAACAGCAAAAUGGAGAUUCUUCUGACCGACUGGGAGACUCACAGAUGAGCGUCAUGGAUACAGACGGAACCACGCAGCGACCUUAUUCUGCUGCUGCUGCUGCUGCUGCUGCUGCUGCUGCACUGUCGGGCAGCAGCAGCAACGGCAGCAGCAGCAGCAGCAGAACAGGGGGCCCCUGCGCUCGCCUCGUCAGCCGCUCCUCUUGGGCUUCUCUUCAACGCACCAUCGAAGCAGCAGCCAGUCCAGGCAACGAAGGUGUUUCCUUUUCUUCUUUGUUUCCUGGCGCCUGCCCCCAAGCUCUGGACCUGCUGCAGCGGCUGCUUACAUUUAACCCCAGCAAAAGAAUCACCGCCAUUGAGGCCCUCAGGCAUCCAUACUUCAGAGGUUUGUAUUGCCACGAAGACGAACCCACCGCCACCCAGCCCAUCGACUGGACCUUUGAUGCAUUCUUACCCAGCAAACGACUGUUGCAGAAUAUGAUAUACAAGGAGAUUCUGUCUUUCCACCCCAAGAUAGCUCUGAGAGACAGAAACCUGCUGCGGGUUAGGGGGCUCUCGCCGCAGCAGCUGCUGCCGCUGCUGCCGCAGCACUUGGGGUACAGCUUGCUGCAGCUAGAAGAGGAGCAGCAGCGCGAAGAGCAGCAGCAGCAGCAGCAACAGCAGCAGCAGCAGCAACAACAACAGCAGAUGCUGCAGCAACAACUGCAGCAACAACUCCAGCAACAGCUGCAACAGCAACUGCAACAGCAACUGCAGCACCACCAACACAGGGAGAAGCAGCAGCAACAGAUCUUGCUGCAGCAGCAGCUGCAGCAGCAGCAACAACAGCAGCAACCGCAGCAGCAGGAGCAGCAGCAAUUCAACCCCCUUGCUCACAGGUCUUGCUGCAGCGCCCCAGCAGCAUCUUCUGAUGCGAAUCCAAGAGACGCCAUGCUGCAGCAGCAGCAGCAGCAGCAGCAGCAGUUGCUGCCAGCAGGCUCAGCAGCAGCAGCUCCAGCGGCAACAGCUGCAUCAGCAACAGCAGGAUCUGCUGCUGCUGCUGCUGCUGCUGCUGCAUCAGCAGAAAACAGCAGACUUGCUGCUAUCCGUCGUAUUAACCCUGUAGCUGCUUCCUUGGGCCCGGCUCUACAGGCACUGAAGCAGCAGCAGCAGCAGCAGCAGCAGCAGCAGCAGCAGCAGCAACUGCUUGACAGCUUGCACGCGAGCAGCUGUCUUGCUCACCAGCAGCUGCUGCAGCAACACCGCCAAGCGCUGCUGCUGCAGCAGUCUCCAUACUGUUCACUGCAGCAGCAGCAGCAGCAGCAGCAGCGAUUGAGUGCUGCAGCAGCAGCAGUAGCAGCAGCAGCAGUAGCAACAGCAACCGGCGCCCCCCAGCGACACUCUAUAGGCGCUAUCAGCGACAUGCACGGCAGCUCCGUGUGCUCCCCUGUCCAGCACCAGCUAACGAAUUCGCAGCUAUCUGAGAUGCUGCAGCUGCAGCAGCAGCAGCUGCAGCAGCAGCAGCAGCAACUGCAGCAGCAGCAACUGCAGCAGCAGCAGCUGCAGCAGCUAGCAAGCAGCUGCUGCUGCGGCAGCUACUGCUGCGAGAAAUGCCGCUGCGUAGCUGCUGCAGCAGACAGCGACGCUGCUGCUGCAUCGAGCAGCAGCAGCAAAGCACUGCGGCAGCCAACGAGCAGCAGCACAGCAGCAACAGCAGCAGAUGUUGCUUCGCUUCUGAACUGGCCUUCUAACGGCAGCAGCAGACAGGAGAGUCACUGCAGCAACAGCAACAGCAGCAGCAGCAGCAGCAGCAGCGACAACAGCUGCUGCACCUCUGCAUGGGCUACAGCAGGCAGCCGCAACACAACGAGGUCUUCAGUAGGAGGAGAUGCAGCAUUUGGGUCUGGUGAGGGUUACCCGCAGCAGCAGCAGCAGCAGCAGCAACAGCAGCAGCAGCAGCAGCUGCUGCUGCUGCAGCAGCUGCAGAAGCAGCAGCAAAUCGCACUGCUGCACCGCGUGAUGCAGCAGCAAAUGGCGAGGCAGCAGCAGCUCAUUGAGCAGCAGAAGCUGCGGCUGACGCAGCAGCAGCUGCAGGGUGGCUUCCUUCUCGGUUCUUCUACGCCGCAGCAGCAGCAGCAGCAACAGCAGCAGCUGCUGCUGCAGCAGCAACUCCAGCAACGGCUGCAGCAGCAGCAGCAGCAGCAACGCAUGCAGCAGCAAGUCACCCGGCUCCGUGCUACUCCUGAGUACACCGAUGCAGCAGCAGAUCCGAAUACAGCAGCAGCAGCUGCUGCUGCUGCUGCUGUCGCUGCAGCAGCAGCCAACAAUAGGUGGGUGCUACCGGCUCAACAGCAACAGAAACAGCAGCAGCAGCAACAGCAGCAGCAGCAGCAGCAGCAGCAGCAGCAGCGGUAUGCAUCAUAG